AUGGAUCGUCUUUGUCGUGCCCUUCGUGUCGCUCUCAUAUUGCAAGCUUUCCUGCUCCCAUCUACAACCGCAAGUUCCAUCUUGUCCGAAAGCCUGACAAAGAGCGCCAAGGUUCAGAAUGUCCACAGUGUUCUUGAAUACCAGCCUGUGAAGGAGACGUCUUGCGAGAAUGCGUCUCCGACCGGCCCCAUAGACACAACUUUAUGCGACUAUGAAACAGUCGAAAGCGUAAAUGAGGAUCUGUUUGAGAAUCUUCACGGAUUAGUUGCAACGCCAUUCUUCAAGUAUUUCCAGGCAGACUUGUACCGCGACUGUCCAUUCUGGGAUGACUACGGAUCGUGUAGUGAUCCGGGAUGCGCUAUCACUUCUAUAGAUGAGAGCCUAAUACCAGAAAAGUGGAGAGUAACCGUCCUAAGUAAAGCCAUCCCUGUAGAGGACCUUCAUGCACUGCCUGGCUGCUAUCACCGUGAUUCGGAUUAUUGUUUUCUGGAUGACAAUACAGGAGGGGAAUAUUACGAUCUUUCACUGAUACCUGAGCGUUAUACAGGAUAUUCUGGUGCAGGUGCAGGGGGAGUCUGGAGUGCUGUCUAUCGAGAGAACUGUUUUGGUCUUUCUAAAUCUGCCAUCAGACCGGGAAAACCGUCUACUGCGGUUCCAGAUACUCUCGCAAGCCAGCCCAAUGAAGGUAGCAACGACCAGUGCUUGGAAAAGAGGGUGUAUUAUAAGAUCGUGUCUGGCCUACACGCAUCUAUAUCGACUCACAUCUGUCUGGAGUAUCUUAAUCAGACUACUGGUGAAUGGGGUCCUAAUCUCCAAUGCUUUGUAAAUCGGGUCGCUGCUUACCCUGAGAGGUUACAAUACAUCUACUUCAACACGGUCCUUCUUCUCCGCGCAGUAGCUAGACUUGGCCCCUACCUUUCAGCUUAUGACUACUGUUCAACGGGAAAUCAUGAAGACGAUUUGGAGACGAAAGCGAAACUGGCCAACGUUCUCUCUAUAGCUCAACGCGCUGGGAAGUUUGACGAAUCGGUCCUAUUCCGAGGUGACAACGCUAAUGCCGUAAGAGAGGAAUUCAAAACCCAUUUCCGGAACGUGACCCGCAUUAUGGAUUGCAUUGGCUGUGAUAAAUGCCGACUUUGGGGUAAAGUACAAACCACCGGUGUUGCCACGGCUCUCAAGAUCCUCUUCGAGAUGGAUGAUAAGGCACUCGACCCGGACGCAAACUCCAACUUGCUUCAGCGAUCGGAGGUUGUUGCGUUGAUAAACACGCUGCACCGUUUCAGUGAAAGCUUGAAUGCUGCCAAUAUCUUCCGGGGUAUGUGGCAAGACAUCAGUCACACUGAGUCGCAGCAGGAUAUCAUUCGGGAAGUCGAAAAUGUGCCCCAUCAUCCACGACCGUCGCCAGGGAUCGGUCACGAAUGGAAAGGCACCAUGUUUGAAGAAGUACGCAUGCGGUUCAUGUCACUAUUUAGGGUGUGUAAGGAAAGCACGGCUGAGUGUGUAGGAGUGUUGCUACGGUUCUGGAUGCGAGGUCUGAGCGCAAUUUCUUCAGUGUUCGCCCCAUCUGGCAAAGAACACGGACCAGGUCAGUAUGUAGAACUGUAG
Messenger RNA from Guyanagaster necrorhizus, 1605 nucleotides. Its product is annotated as endoplasmic oxidoreductin. Gene Ontology annotation, biological process: protein folding in endoplasmic reticulum. Lineage: Eukaryota; Fungi; Basidiomycota; Agaricomycetes; Agaricales; Physalacriaceae. The record is from RefSeq and is a predicted model, not a curated record. The transcript is spliced from 11 exons. Gene Ontology annotation, cellular component: endoplasmic reticulum; endoplasmic reticulum membrane. Gene Ontology annotation, molecular function: FAD binding; protein-disulfide reductase activity; thiol oxidase activity. The coding region runs from base 1 to 1605 and encodes 534 amino acids.